UAGUUCAAGUUCCUGAGGGAGCAAAAUGUUUUUCAGUAACUUAUUCUUUAAAUGGUCAUACUAAUAAAUCCAACCAACAAAUUGUUGUGACUACAGGUGGUCUCUUUUUUUUUGAUGAAUCAGUACCAGUACAAACAACUCUUUCAUAUAAAAUUAUCGCUUAUUCUGGAAACCUUAAUCGAGGUGCAAAUCCCAAUAAUCCUAGUGAUAAUUUCUGUGAAGGAGACUGUGUAUCAAUUGCAGCAAAUUUAA
Messenger RNA from Dentiscutata erythropus, 252 nucleotides. NCBI's taxonomy places the organism in Eukaryota, Fungi, Glomeromycota, Glomeromycetes, Diversisporales, Gigasporaceae. The record is from the annotation of a GenBank genome assembly.